AGCGACGCAAGCAACACCGGCUUCGCGCAGGGUCGCGCGCAGACGCAAGGUCGCGUGCAGACGCCCUCAUUUCCAGUGCAGCGUGCCGCGCCGGCGGCCCGCGGAAGCCACCGCGACCGCGUAAGGUUGCCACGCCAUGUCGAAUGAUAAUCGCUUUUGAUCUUCGCUCACAUGGCCUGUGACGACGGCUUGGGCUCGUGGGAAGGAGGAGAGGAGGACCAGGAGGAGGAACGAGGAGGAGGAGGAGGAGGAGAAGGAAGGGAAGAGAAAAACGGGCCGCAUGCUUCAAGCGACCUUUGUCCCUGCGCCGGGCAAGCACGCAAAAGCCUACGCCAUCGACCCAAAAUCGUUUGCGCGCGCCUCAACAGCCGCGGUCUGCGUGUCGGGGUUGGGCACCCCCGCACGGCCCGAAAGACACGCACCGAAGUUAACUCUCACUCCGGCGAAAGGCCACUUGUGUAGCCGCCUCCACCCGCCCAGUCCACCAAAAUUAGAGGCGCGCGUGGCUCGCCAACGGCUCACGCGCUGCCGGGCGCCGCCCUCAGCUGCCGCGGAACUUGCCCAGGAUGUGGAGGGAGCAGACGAUGGCCAUGAAGACCAGGGACAGCACCAAGACCGUGGUGGGCCCCACCUU
This is a messenger RNA of Prorocentrum cordatum, 634 nucleotides long. The record is from the annotation of a GenBank genome assembly. NCBI's taxonomy places the organism in Eukaryota, Dinophyceae, Prorocentrales, Prorocentraceae.